GGCCAGUUUACUUAUAUAUUGAUUUUCACAAUCUCGUCUAGUCAAUAAUUAGGUAAUUACUGUUAACCCACUUAUAAGACAAGAUAAGCGACAUUUCUUUAAAUCUAAACAUUUUUCUGAAGAGGCCCAUUUUUCGAUGAUAACGAUAAUAGUUUAUUACAGUACAUUUCAGUUUAUUGCUUCACAAUAGAUAAGAACAAAUUAUCAUUAUUAUGCCCUUACGGGGACAUAGUGCUGUCUUUCUGUGCAGUCAGUGGACAAUAUGGGAGAAGAAAGUGAAAUUAACGAAGAAAAUUUCGAUUUGAAGGCACCGGAUGGCGGAUGGGGAUAUGUUAUAGUAGCUGCUAAUGUGAUCAUGUUUAGCGUUACAAUUGUUCCGCUAGCUGCUUUCGGACUGAUCUACGGCGAUUUUCUAAGGAAUUUAGGGGAUGAAACCACUGGAACUGCUAUGAGCAAUGGAUUAUUUAACACAAUCAAUUCAUUUACAGGUCUCCUAGCUAGUGGGUUGUUGAGUAGAUAUACAUGUAGAAAAGUUGCAUUUUUGGGAGCGACAUUUUUUGUCGGAGGCGCAAUUUUACUGGUUUUCUCAAAAAAUUUAUAUCAUAUUUUCAUAAGCUUUGGUGUAUUACAAGGCAUCGGUUUCGGUCUACUCCUACCAGCAUUCAUGUCCGCCUUCAAUUCCUAUUUUGAUAAGAAAAUGAAUGUCAUGAUGAGCAUUUGCCAAGCUGUUACUGUGGCCUUCAGUAUUGCAGUACCUCCAAUGGCUGCUUGGAGUAUGAAUACUUUUGGAUUAAGUGGUACAUUAAUUGGACUGGCAAUACUAAAUUUAUUUCUAUUACCAGCAGUAUUCGCUUUACAACCAGUUGAAUACCAUAUGAAAAAAGUUUACAGGCAAACCAUCAACAGUACUGUGAUUCCUCUAGAAGACUUGGACGAACCUAAAAAAUCCAUCUCCAAAACCCAAAUCGAACCGUUGAUGUUACAGAAUAAACAUAUAGCAAUAAGUCAAAUAAGUUUAAACUCAAAACCCGGAAUGUCUAUUGUGACAUUGGGCAGUACUUCGGUGCUCAACUUAAGUGGAAUUAAAGAUAAGAAUUUGCUGAAACAGAAAACAGAGGAAGACUCGAUAUGGCAAUCUUUCUUGAAAUCUAUGGACCUAUCACUACUUAAAAACUUGAAAUACCUGAAUAUUGCCAUAGGACUAUCAAUAUGUUUUACUGGUGAUAUUGUCUUUGUAUCAAUUAUACCGCUGAUGCUUGGAAACGUUGGAUUCACCACACAAGAUAUAGCCCAAAUGAUGGCGGUGUUUUUUUGUUCCGAUCUUAUUUCUAGAAUCUUACUGACUUUUAUCACAUGUGUGGUCACUUUUAGAAAUCGAUUUUUGGUUUUGUUUGCCACACUGUUUAUCGCUAUAGCAAGGACUGUAUUUGUAUGUUACGAUAGUUACAUGUGGAAAUUGGUCAUUCUCGGUAUUUUGGGUUUCCUGAGAUGUUUCGUUCUGACACCCAUGGCGCUGGUUUUAUCUGACGAAUACCCAGACCGAUUUUCUUCGGCAUUUUCGCUAUUUAUGGCAGUGACCGGAGUAAUCAAUUUGAUUAUUGGACCGUUGAUAAGAAUUGUAGCCAAUGUUUUGCUCAACAAAUAUUCUUUCAGAGUCGUUGCAUUAUUAGGAUCAACACUUAAUUUUGGUGGAGCAAUAGCUACAGUUUAUGCUUCAUCGUUAAGCCAAGUGAUACUCACUUAUAGUUUAUUUCAAGGUAUCGGUUCUGGUCUACUUCUUCCUGCAUCAAUAUCUACACUAAACGCCUAUUUUGACAAGAAAAUGGCUCUCAUGACAAGCCUCUCUAGCACUAUAAUGGUAAUUGGUUACAUAUCAGCUCCUCACAUUAUUUAUUGGACUUUAGACCUAUAUGGAUGUCGUGGUACUUUAUUGUUGCUUGCUGGAUUGAGCGCCUUUUGUUUUCCUGCUUCCAUGGCACUGUAUCCUGUAAAAGACUUGGAGAAGGUUAAAAUUGAAGAUGAGAAUGGACAUGUUGUUACUAUUCCAAUUGACGAAGAACAAGAUCAUUUUGCGCUAGAGCCUCUUGUAAUAAAUAAAGAUUCGUUGGAAAAUAGUAAUGAAACUGUUAUACAUAGAAUGAGUUCCGUUAUUGAUGAGAAAAAAGGAGUUGCGUCCUGCGAAAUAAAACGCAAAGAAGAUUCAUUCUGGCAAUCUCUGAUUCAUUCUAUGGAUCUACAGUUACUAGCAGAUCCAAAAUACUUAAACAUAGCCACAGGUUUAUCUUUGAGUUUCCUUGCCGACGUGGCUUUCUUUCCCAUACUUCCAGCCUUGAUGACGGAAUUUGGAUUUGGUAGUUCCGAAGUAGCUCUAAUGAUCAGCGUCUUUUUUGCAGCCGAUUUAGCAGCGAGAAUUACUUUAUCUGUGAUAUCAGCUUUUUUUCAAGUCAACAGUCUAAUGAUGGUGUUCGUGGCGUCUGGCUUAAGUGCCAUUUUACGAAUAGGUAAGUUAAUUGUAGACACGAUGGGUUAUCAAAAAAAAAAAACAACAAUAAGGGCUACUCGAUAA
Ceutorhynchus assimilis (cabbage seed weevil) is the source of this 2566-nucleotide messenger RNA. The record is from the annotation of a GenBank genome assembly. Lineage: Eukaryota; Metazoa; Arthropoda; Insecta; Coleoptera; Curculionidae.